This is a messenger RNA of Suillus paluster, 240 nucleotides long. RefSeq names its product high mobility group box domain-containing protein. The transcript has 3 exons. The annotation marks the transcript as partial. The record is from RefSeq and is a predicted model, not a curated record. NCBI's taxonomy places the organism in Eukaryota, Fungi, Basidiomycota, Agaricomycetes, Boletales, Suillaceae.
CCUAAACGUGCGCUCUCCGCGUACAUGUUCUUCAGUCAAGAUUGGAGGGAGAGAAUCAAGACUGAGAACCCAGAUGCUGGUUUCGGCGAGGUCGGCAAACUACUAGGUGCCAAGUGGAAAGAGCUUGAUGAGGAGGACAAGCAGCCUUAUAUCGAGUUGGCCGCCAAGGAUAAGACAAGGGCAGAGGAGGAGAAGGCAUCAAUGGCUACAGUAUGUAUACGUUUGUUCCCUCUGUCAUGA